AUGGAUGGCAUGGAUGACAUGGAUGAUAGCGGCGGUAUGGAGAAGAAACACGAGCCCACCAUGUCCGAGUUUGGACUACUGCUCAAUGAGAUCAUCCAUGAUCCGGAGGGUACUGACCUACAUCUUCCGGCAAAGAAGCUAAAGCUGUUGGAAGACCAAAGGUCAACCACCCAGUGCACCGAGGAACCCGUCGGGCAUCGAAGCUGGAAACUAGACGACCACCUCAUAAACCGCACCGCGCUCCACGACACCCUCCUCCCCCACCUCUUCCGCCGCCUCACGGCCCUCACCACCCUCGUCCACAGCGACAACGACGAGACCACAGCUGCCAAGAUCCGCAGCGCCAACCGGCGGGUGGACGAGACGCAGCGCCUGCUGAGCGAGCUGCGCAGCCGCGUGCGCUUCCUCGAGGGCCGCGUCACCUCGCUGGCUAGGCGGCAUGAGCGUGCGGCGGCUAUAGCGGCGGCGGCGGCUAUUGCUGAUGCUGCUGGCGGUGCGGGGGGGAGUGGUGGUAGUGGCGGUGAGGGGGGGAGGAAGACUCGGUCGAAGAAACGGAAGGCGAGGGGUGGGGAGGCGGUGGAUGUUUCGGGGGGUGGUGGGGAGGCUUCUUCUGCUGCCGUGGCGGAGGAGUUGGGUGAGGUGGAGUGUAUGUUGGCUGAGGUCAUGAAGAGGGUUGGUGACUUCCGGAUAGCCAGCGGUCUUGACGCCAUUGAGGAAGCCCCAAGUCCUCUUGGCGAUGAGGAUACAGAAAUGGAAAAUGCCAAGGAGGACAAAGGCAAGGAGGUGGCCAAGCCCGAGUCAGCGGUCUGA
This is a messenger RNA of Chaetomium globosum CBS 148.51, 810 nucleotides long. RefSeq lists its product as uncharacterized. The coding region runs from base 1 to 810 and encodes 269 amino acids. Lineage: Eukaryota; Fungi; Ascomycota; Sordariomycetes; Sordariales; Chaetomiaceae. The transcript has 4 exons. The record is from RefSeq and is a predicted model, not a curated record.